Molecule: messenger RNA, 488 nt
Organism: Xiphias gladius (swordfish)
Lineage: Eukaryota; Metazoa; Chordata; Actinopteri; Istiophoriformes; Xiphiidae
Product: complexin-2
Exons: 3
Coding region: 84-488 (134 amino acids)
Biological process (GO): synaptic vesicle exocytosis; neurotransmitter transport; regulation of neurotransmitter secretion
Cellular component (GO): SNARE complex; terminal bouton
Molecular function (GO): syntaxin binding
Source: RefSeq, a predicted model, not a curated record
CACCCAGAGAUCUCCGGCUUGGUGGCUACAUGCUCAGCUCUCUUUGGCACUGAGAAAACCAACUGUACGAAUCAGCAGGAACCAUGGAUUUUGUAAUGAAACAAGCUUUAGGUGGGGCCACCAAAGACAUGGGUAAGAUGCUGGGUGGGGAGGAGGAGAAGGACCCGGACGCAGCCAAGAAGGAGGAGGAGCGGCAGGAGGCGCUGAGGCAGCAGGAGGAGGAAAGGAAGGCCAAACACGCCCGCAUGGAGGCAGAGAGGGAAAAAGUGCGGCAGACCAUCAGGGACAAGUAUGGGCUGAAGAAGAAGGAGGAAAAGGAAGCAGAGGAGAAAGCGGCUAUGGAGCAGGCCUGUGAAGGGUCACUGACACGUCCGAAGAAGGCGAUCCCGAGGGGCUGCGGAGAUGACGACGAUGAGGACGAGGAGAGCAUCCUCGACACUGUCCUCAAAUUUCUGCCCGGACCUCUACAGGACAUGUUCAAGAAGUAA